GUGUUGUCAGGUGGGUGUUCUGGCGGCGGGUGUUCCUAUAAUUAGAUUGAAGGAGUUAGUUUGGGGACAUAAGGACAUCUCUCAAUGCUCAUUCUGAUCAAUCCUACAGACAGACAGUUUGGAGACAACAUUUCCGUCAGUGUCUGGACAGCUUUAUCGCUGACAGAAAGGAACCAAAGCCAGGGACAACGGACAAGGUAGAUGGGUCUGGUACAGUGGUUGAAGGGGCAGUUUUUGUGUCACCUGAUCAUCUGCUAUGGGUUCUUGGUCAGCGGUCUCCUGGUCAACCUAUUACAGAUCUGCACUCUGCCCCUCUGGCCAAUCAACAAGCAGCUGGCCCGGAGGAUCAACUGUAAACUGGGAUAUUCCCUCACCAGCCAGUCUGUGGCUCUCCUAGAGUGGUGGUCUGGCACUGAAGUAACUUUCUACACAGACCCAGCGGACUACCAAUUCUACGGCAAAGAGAACGCCAUCGUCGUCCUUAACCACAACUUUGAAAUAGACUUUCUGUGUGGCUGGACCUUCUGUGACAGAUUCGGGGUCCUUGGGGCCUCCAAAUGUUUAGCCAAGAAAGAGUUGUCGUACCUGCCUGUGAUUGGCUGGAUGUGGUACUUCCUGGAAAUGGUGUUUAUUAAGAGGAAGUGGGAGGAAGAUAAGAGGAGCUUUGUCCAGAGUCUUCAGAACCUACGGGAUUACCCCGAGAAGUUCUGGUUCCUGCUCCACUGUGAGGGAACACGCUUCACAGAGGAGAAGCAUCAGAUCAGUAUGGAGGUGGCAGAGAAGAAAGGCCUGCCUAAACUCAAACACCACCUCCUGCCCAGGACCAAGGGCUUCUGGGUAGCCGUCCAGAACCUCCGAGGGACAGUUGCUGCGGUCUACUGUUGUACACUAAAUUUCAGAAACAACGAAACACCAACCUUGCUGGGAGUUAUCAACGGGAAAAAAUAUCAUCCAGAUUUAUACAUAAGGAGAAUCCCUCUGGAGUCCGUGCCAGAGGAUGAGGCUGAAUGUUCUUCCUGGCUUCACAAACUCUACCAGGAGAAGGACCAGUUCCAGGAGGACUACAGCCACACUGGAUGUUUCCCUGGCCCUGUAGUCACACCUCUGCGUGGACCCUGGGCCCUAAUCAACUGGAUAGGCUGGACCUGCCUUCUCCUAUACCCCCUCUACCUCCUCCUGGUCCAGCUGGUCCUCUCUGGGUCUAUUCUCACCAUACUGGCCACUGUGGCCUUCUGCUCUGCAGGACCCAGAAAAUGGAGGCAGUGGGAGAACUUAUUCAACUACAGAGCGCUAUGGAUCCGUCUGCAGAUGAAUGUCCCAAGAGAGUACCGGUACAUCCUUUGUCGGUUGGUGUGCGCUGGAUGAUUGGACAGACUGAGAUUAAGAGAAGCUCCAGCUAUGGGGUCCCACUUAACUGAGAUGGCCUUGCAAGAUCCUUCCCAGCUCCCAGGGACCACGCACAUUACCAAUCUCAUCCCUACAGCACAGUUCACCUCCAGCAGAUAAUUAAUUCCAAAGAAAGAAUGUUGGUCAGAGAUGGCAUUGCAUUCAACUCAAGUACGACAAGGGUGGAAGGUGCUUCAGCAGUCUUCCUCUUGCCAGUACAUGAAUAUACUGCACCUAAACACAUACCGUGCAUUCAAAGUAUUUAGACCCCAUGAACUUUUCCAGAUUACGUUACAGCCUUAUUCUAAUAUGGAUUAAAUAGUCAUCGGGUUCUUGGUCACCUCCCUGACCAAUGCCCUUCUCCGAUUGGUCAGUUUGGCUGGGCGGCCAGCUCUAGAAAGAGUCUUGGUGGUUCCAAACUUCCAUUUUAAGAAUGGAGGCCAAUGUGUUCUUGGGGAUCUUUAAUGCUGCAGAAAUGUUUUGGUACCCUUCCCCAGAUUUGUGCCUCGACACAAUCCUGUCUCGGAGCUCCACGGACAAUUUCUUCGACCUCAUGACUUGGUUUUUGCUCUGUCAACUGUGGGACUUUAUAUAGACGGGUGUGCCUUUCCAAAUCCUGUCCAACAAAUUUACCACAGGUGGACUCAAUCAAGUUGUAGAAAUUGCUCAAGGAUGAUCAAUGGAAACAGGAUGCACCUGAGCUCAAUUGAGUCUCAUGACAAAAGUUCUGAAUCCUUAUGUGAAUACGGUAUGUUUUCACUUUAAUUAUGGGCAAUUGAGUUUAUUUUAUUUCAUCCAGUUUAGAAUAAGGUAACGUAACAAUGUGGAAAAAGUCAAGGGGUGUGACUGCACUGUAGGUUCAGGGCCUGCAUCCAUGUCUUUGUCCUUGCCAUACAUCAACAUGUAUGACUAAAGUAUGUUGUGAUGUUAAAUGCACUCGAUUAAAAAUGUAUUACUUUUUUGCACAUGA
Oncorhynchus keta (chum salmon) is the source of this 2356-nucleotide messenger RNA. Its product is annotated as 1-acyl-sn-glycerol-3-phosphate acyltransferase delta-like. Gene Ontology annotation, molecular function: 1-acylglycerol-3-phosphate O-acyltransferase activity. The transcript has 11 exons. Bases 202 to 1365 code for a protein of 387 amino acids. Gene Ontology annotation, cellular component: endomembrane system; mitochondrial outer membrane. NCBI's taxonomy places the organism in Eukaryota, Metazoa, Chordata, Actinopteri, Salmoniformes, Salmonidae. The record is from RefSeq and is a predicted model, not a curated record.